AUGUCCAACAGGACUGGGCAUGAGGAGCCCACAGGGGGUCCGAGGAAGGAGCUGGCGGCCAGUGUAGUGACUGGGAGUUUGCUGUCCCUGCUCAUCCUCUUCACGCUGCUCGGCAAUGCCCUGGUGUGCGCCGCGGUGCUCAGAUUCCGCCACUUCCGCACCAAAGUCACCAACAUCUUCAUCGUCUCGCUGGCCCUCUCCGACCUGCUGGUGGCCCUGCUGGUCAUGCCCUGGAAGGCGGUGGCCGAGGUGGCCGGCUACUGGCCUUUCGGGGCUUUCUGCGACGUGUGGAUCGCCUUCGACAUCAUGUGCUCCACCGCCUCCAUCCUGAACCUGUGCGUGAUCAGCCUGGACCGGUACUGGGCCAUCUCCAGCCCGUUUCGCUACGAGCGCAAGAUGACCAGGAGGCUGGCGUUCGUGAUGAUCGGGGUGACCUGGGCUCUCUCGGUCCUCAUCUCCUUCAUCCCCGUGCAACUGAACUGGCACAAAGCCACCAGCCACCACCAGCAGCAGCACCAGACCCGCACCGCCACCGCCACCGCCGCCACCAUCACCGUGUCCCAGCUCAACUCCAGCAGCGGCGGCGGCAGCGGCACCAACUGCGACUCCAGCCUGAACCGGACUUACGCCAUCUCCUCGUCGCUCAUCAGCUUCUACAUCCCCGUGGCCAUCAUGCUGGUCACCUACACCCGGAUCUACCGGAUUGCCCAGAUCCAGAUCAGGAGGAUCGCCUCGCUGGAGAGGGCGGCGGAACACGCCAAGAGCUGCCGCAGGAGCAAGCGAGAGCAGCAGCACCACAAUUCCCUGAAGAGCUCCUUCAGGAAAGAGACCAAGGUGCUGAAGACCUUGUCGGUGAUCAUGGGGGUGUUCGUGUGCUGCUGGCUGCCCUUUUUCGUGGUGAACUGCCUGGUGCCCUUCUGUCGGCGCGGCCCCUCCCGCCUGCCCUGCGUGGGGGACACCACCUUCGACGUCUUCGUGUGGUGCGGUUGGGCCAACUCCACCCUCAACCCGGUGGUGUACGCGUUCAACGCCGAGUUCCGCAAGGCCUUCUCCAGCCUCCUGGGCUGCCGCCGCCUCUGCUCGGCCACCCCGGUGGAGACGGUGAACCUCAGCAACGAGCUGGCCUCCUGCAACCGGGACACGGUGUUUCACCGGGAGAUGGUGGCCGCCUAUGUCAGUAUGAUCCCCAACGCCGUGGGCAGCUGCGCCCAGGACAGGGAGGACAUGUUCGACAGGAUGUCCCAGAUCUCAGCCGGUCACCAGGUGGUCCCGGCGGCGGCCACCACCGACUCCCCCCCGCUCUACGGUCUGGACCCAGAGCCGGACGUGUCCCCGGACAAAGUGACUUCGUUUACCCUCAACGGUUUGCAUUGA
Molecule: messenger RNA, 1374 nt
Organism: Callorhinchus milii (elephant shark)
Lineage: Eukaryota; Metazoa; Chordata; Chondrichthyes; Chimaeriformes; Callorhinchidae
Gene: drd5a
Product: dopamine receptor D5a
Exons: 2
Coding region: 1-1374 (457 amino acids)
Biological process (GO): adenylate cyclase-activating adrenergic receptor signaling pathway
Cellular component (GO): plasma membrane
Molecular function (GO): G protein-coupled receptor activity; dopamine neurotransmitter receptor activity
Source: RefSeq, a predicted model, not a curated record